Messenger RNA from Homo sapiens (human), 2583 nucleotides. RefSeq names its product major histocompatibility complex, class I, F (gene HLA-F). Bases 31 to 1338 code for a protein of 435 amino acids. The transcript is spliced from 8 exons. Lineage: Eukaryota; Metazoa; Chordata; Mammalia; Primates; Hominidae. Gene Ontology annotation, cellular component: plasma membrane; phagocytic vesicle membrane; Golgi membrane. The record is from RefSeq and is a predicted model, not a curated record.
AUAUUUUUCCCAGACGCGGAGGUUGGGGUCAUGGCGCCCCGAAGCCUCCUCCUGCUGCUCUCAGGGGCCCUGGCCCUGACCGAUACUUGGGCGGGCUCCCACUCCUUGAGGUAUUUCAGCACCGCUGUGUCGCGGCCCGGCCGCGGGGAGCCCCGCUACAUCGCCGUGGAGUACGUAGACGACACGCAAUUCCUGCGGUUCGACAGCGACGCCGCGAUUCCGAGGAUGGAGCCGCGGGAGCCGUGGGUGGAGCAAGAGGGGCCGCAGUAUUGGGAGUGGACCACAGGGUACGCCAAGGCCAACGCACAGACUGACCGAGUGGCCCUGAGGAACCUGCUCCGCCGCUACAACCAGAGCGAGGCUGGGUCUCACACCCUCCAGGGAAUGAAUGGCUGCGACAUGGGGCCCGACGGACGCCUCCUCCGCGGGUAUCACCAGCACGCGUACGACGGCAAGGAUUACAUCUCCCUGAACGAGGACCUGCGCUCCUGGACCGCGGCGGACACCGUGGCUCAGAUCACCCAGCGCUUCUAUGAGGCAGAGGAAUAUGCAGAGGAGUUCAGGACCUACCUGGAGGGCGAGUGCCUGGAGUUGCUCCGCAGAUACUUGGAGAAUGGGAAGGAGACGCUACAGCGCGCAGAUCCUCCAAAGGCACACGUUGCCCACCACCCCAUCUCUGACCAUGAGGCCACCCUGAGGUGCUGGGCCCUGGGCUUCUACCCUGCGGAGAUCACGCUGACCUGGCAGCGGGAUGGGGAGGAACAGACCCAGGACACAGAGCUUGUGGAGACCAGGCCUGCAGGGGAUGGAACCUUCCAGAAGUGGGCCGCUGUGGUGGUGCCUCCUGGAGAGGAACAGAGAUACACAUGCCAUGUGCAGCACGAGGGGCUGCCCCAGCCCCUCAUCCUGAGAUGGGAGCAGUCUCCCCAGCCCACCAUCCCCAUCGUGGGCAUCGUUGCUGGCCUUGUUGUCCUUGGAGCUGUGGUCACUGGAGCUGUGGUCGCUGCUGUGAUGUGGAGGAAGAAGAGCUCAGAUAGAAACAGAGGGAGCUACUCUCAGGCUGCAGCCUACUCAGUGGUCAGCGGAAACUUGAUGAUAACAUGGUGGUCAAGCUUAUUUCUCCUGGGGGUGCUCUUCCAAGGAUAUUUGGGCUGCCUCCGGAGUCACAGUGUCUUGGGCCGCCGGAAGGCCCAGCUCCUGAGUGUCUCUACCUCUCAAACAAGUAUUCUCAUCCAGGAGCAAUUUUCCCACCAGAGGACAUUAGCUAUGUCUGGAAAAAUGUUUUGUUGCCAUGACUGGAGUGAGGAGGAGGUGCUACCAGCAUCUUGUGGGGAAUGACCAGGGAUGCUGAACAUCCUGCAGUGCACAAGUCAGCCCAAUCACCCACAUAACAGAUAAUUAUCCAGCCCCAAUACCAAGAUUGCCAAGGGUAAGGAGGCCUGCCAGGACUUUCUCUCCCUUGAGUACAAGCUUCCUUGAACUGAGGGACACCCUGAAGGAAAAGUGUGGUCCCACCCCAGUCAUCUCUCCCUUCCCUGGAGCUCCAUCUGUAUGCCUGUAGUGCUUAGGCCUGUAACCUGGGGUCCAGGAACCCACCUUCCCAUGAGACUGCAUGCAGAAGUGAUGAUAUGUGCACACAUGACUUCAUUACAGGGCAUUGGAUGUUGAUAUUCAUCAGGUCAGCUGGGGCCCAAGACACUACUCUUCUGCCAACAGGCCGCAAUCCUCUGCAUUAGAGAGAGGGUAAAGAUUGAGGGAGGCCCUAACUUCAAACCUUCUAUCACUGCUAGUGAAGUGCCAAAAAGAAGUGCAAGGUCAUCUGCCCUUGUAGGAACCACACAGGAAGGCAGAGUGUCCACCAAUGUCAAAUUCCAUCAAAGAAAUAAUAUUUUGACAAAAAAUGCAAGUCACCUUUCUAAGUCCCAGACAGCAGCUCAAAAUAAAAAGCAUUAAACCCCUCAAAUCUUAGACCAGGUGAAAUUAUUGAAGCUGCAGUAAGGUCUUGUGGGACCUGCAGUUAGAGAGAAGGGACAACUCAAUUUGGGACUGCAGCAGAAACCCCUACAUCAUGGGGUUCCUGGAAGGGACCCUCUCCCUUCAGCGACGCAUUGUGAGGCCAUUUCUAGGUAAAAAGGUAGAAUUUCCUUGGAUUCCUGAGGUUUAUUUUACACUUACUGCUUAUUCUUUGACUUUAUAGAAGCCAACUUCAGUUUGAACAUCUUGCAAUUAAUUUUUUUUGGCUCUAAGUGGAGAAUUUGAACUUGUUUCUGAAGAAAACCAGGGGCUCCUUAUGUGAGCAAGCAACCCUCCCUGUGGCCCCCUUAUGCAAUAAACAUAAGCCAUUGUGAGCCAGCAAAAUUUAAAGCAAGGAAAGCAGUAAACCCUCCAUUUCAGCAUGUUUCAGCCUGUCUAGUGAUGUUCUAGUCUUGCCUCACUCUUAACAUUUUAAAAUUUAUAAUUUUAUUUGAUUUUGAUUUAAUAAGAAUUCAUAUGUAUUCAUUUCUUUUGGGUUUGUCACCAAAAGCCUCCUCCAAUCACCUGUGGAGUAAAGACAAGUAAAUAAAUGCAUGGUGUUCCCAUUUA